This is a messenger RNA of Vitrella brassicaformis, 1549 nucleotides long. NCBI's taxonomy places the organism in Eukaryota, Vitrellaceae. The record is from the annotation of a GenBank genome assembly.
UGACUGUUGUCUCCUUGGCUAACCGAAUAUCACUGUGAAGCUGGCCUGUUGAGUGUUGCCAUUGCCAGCGAGAUCCACAAUCUUGCCCGCAUCGAUCUUCACCUCCACGUUCCCCUCAGCUACUGCUUCCAAGCGCACUAGGUCGCCGUCUAUCGAGAGUAUUGCGGCGUUGGUGAGCGUGAAGGUGCUCGCUCCGAGAGGCUGCGAUGCCAGGACGAAAUUGUCGUCGGCCACAGUCACGGUCACAUUGAACUGUUGCUGUCGUGUUUUGGGCCCAGACGUGGAGGAAAGCGCGAUGGUCGGAGGAAUAGGGUCUGGAGGAGACAGCAAACUGCUUUUGUUGGUUCAUGUGCCUCGUCCCUUACUGACCAAAUUCGACGGUGAUUGUGUUGGAUCGCUGGUUGGUCAGGCCCUUGUUGUCCUCGGCCGCCCUUUCCGCCAGAUACACUUCCACAGUGCCCCCGCCCGUCUUGGCGUUGGGCACGAGGAUUGUACACCUGAAGUCUCUGCCGCUGAUCCGCUCCCACGACGUCACAUCACCCUUCUCCCCAUCCACCAUGAAGUACUGCGUAAAAUCUUUGUUUGUUGUCGUGCUGGUGCUGAACCUCAUGUUGACCGGGAAGCUCGCCGUGUUGACGAGGGAUGAGGCCGUGAGGUCAACUGUCGGAAUCCAGUCUAAAGCCUGGCCAGAACCGAUGUAGUCUACACACACAGACACACGCACGCACACAGAGAGAGACCAGAGACAGUGCGGGUCAACCGAGUGGUGUCUCUCUGACCGAAAGUGACGACAAGCUGCAGAGACUCUUGAUUUGGUUUGCUGGCGCUAUCAACCGCCAGUCCCUCGUUUGCUUUGAUCGUCACAACGUCGCUGCUCGGGGUGACGUCGAAGGAAAAGGUGCUCGGGCCUCCCGUGACGCCUGCAGCGGUGAUGUUGCCGUUGGUGACCGACAGCUUCGUCUGGUCGCUGAUGGUGACAUCUUUGCUGAAUGCGAUGAACACUCGGAAAGGGUAGGCUGCUGUGGUGUCUUGAUUGUCCUGCAAAUACAGCACUGCCGUGGGAAUGGGCGUCGCUGACAAAGCAGACAAUGACAUGAGGCAUCCUGUGUGUGACACUUCUCGUGUUGGUUGUCUCACUGUAGUCGACUGCGAUCGAGGCUGGCGAGUUGCCCCUGUAUGGGACGGCCGCAUCGGCCACGACAUCAUCGCCGAUCGUCACGUUCACUCUGCCCUCGACGGUGGGACUCAGCUCAACUGUCACCUGUGCUGCAACGCACACACGCACACACACGAAUAUUCACGGAAAACAGGGAGUGGAUCUAUCCUUACAAGCCCCCACGAGCACAUUGGAGUACACGACGUCCGCUGAUGGCUGCUGUGCGGGAUUCAGCGCCUCAAUAGAGAGCGUGAGGUCUUCAGUUCUGUUGAAAGUAGCGACGUCAAUGGGCUCCUCCAAAGGUGAUAACAACGGUGAUGGGCAAAGACGCCCACGCCGCCUGGGGAGAGGACAUGGUGGCCGAGAACGGCAGCACGGCUGCAAUAAGCGCAU